This is a messenger RNA of Chlorocebus sabaeus (green monkey), 2974 nucleotides long. RefSeq names its product complement C9 (gene C9). Lineage: Eukaryota; Metazoa; Chordata; Mammalia; Primates; Cercopithecidae. Gene Ontology annotation, molecular function: protein binding. Gene Ontology annotation, cellular component: membrane attack complex. The record is from RefSeq and is a predicted model, not a curated record. Gene Ontology annotation, biological process: complement activation.
AACUCCUGACGUCAGGUGAUCCACCCACCUCAGCUUCCCAAUGUGCUGGGAUUACAGGCGUGAGCCACCGUGCCCAGCCUUUGUUUCCGUUUUCACACAGCACUGCUGCCCAUCUUAGGGACUUCAGCAUUCACAGGCCCAUUGCCCUACAUCUACUUGUCAAUAUGAGAAAGCAGGAGGCCAAGAAUUACAAAAUUAUUCUCCUUUGGUUGGACUUCAGUACCCAGGCCACCCAAAUUGACAAAAACCCUGAAUGCAGACAAACAAUACUUGUUCCCUGUCCUCUGGCCCUUUGCAAAUAAAUGCCUUACCCGACCUGCUCUGCCACCCCACUCGCAGCCACCCAGCAAGAGCAGCAUGUCAGCCUACCGGAUCUUUGCAGCUGCAAUCUGCAUUUUAGAAAUAAGCGUCCUCACAGCAGAGUACACGCCCAGUUAUGACCCACAGCCAACAGAAAGCCGUGGCCCCGCAUCGCACAUAGACUGCAGAAUGAGCCCCUGGAGUGAAUGGUCACAAUGCGAUCCUUGCCUCAGACAAAUGUUUCGUUCAAGAAGCAUUGAGGUCUUCGGACAAUUUAAUGGGAAAAGUUGCACCGAUGCUGUGGGAGACAGACGACAGUGUGUGCCCACAGAGCCCUGUGAGGAUGCUGAGGAUGACUGCGGAAAUGACUUUAAAUGCAGUACAGGCAGAUGCAUAAAGAGGCGACUUCUGUGUAAUGGUGACAAUGACUGUGGAGACUUUUCAGAUGAGGAUGAUUGUGAAAGUGAUCCCCGUCCCCCCUGCAGAGACAGAGUGGUAGAAGAGUCUGAGCUGGCACGAACAGCAGGCUACGGGAUCAACAUUUUAGGGAUGGAUCCCCUAAGCACACCUUUUGACAAUGAGUUCUACAAUGGACUCUGUAACCGGGAUCGGGAUGGAAACACUUUGACAUACUACCGAAGACCCUGGAACGUGGCUUCUUUGAUCUAUGAAACCAAAGGUGAGAAAAAUUUAAGAACCGAACAUUAUGAAGAACAAAUUGAAGCAUUUAAAAGUAUCGUCCAAGAGAAGACAUCAAAUUUUAAUGCAGAUAUAUCUCUAAAAUUUACACCCACUGAAGCAAAUAAAGUUAAAACUGAAAAAUCUUCUGAGAAAAAUGCCUUCUCAGAUUCUUUACAUGGCCAGGGUAGUUUUCGGUUUUCAUAUUCCAAAAAUGAAACUUACCAACUAUUUUUGUCAUAUUCUUCAAAGAAGGAAAAAAUGUUCCUGCAUGUGAAAGGAGAAAUUCAUCUGGGAAGAUUUGUGAUGAGAAAUCGUGAUGUUGUGCUCACAACAACUUUCGUGGAUGAUAUAAAAGCUUUGCCAACUACCUAUGAAAAGGGAGAAUAUUUUGCCUUUUUGGAAACCUAUGGAACCCACUACAGUAGCUCUGGGUCUCUGGGAGGACUCUAUGAACUAAUAUAUGUUUUGGAUAAAGCUUCCAUGAACCGGAAAGGUGUUGAACUAAAAGAUGUAAAGAGAUGCCUCGGGUACCAUCUGGAUGUAUCUCUGGAUUUCUCUAAAAUCUCUGCUGGAGCUAAAGUUGAUAAAGAUGAUUGUGUAAAGAGGGGAGAGGGUAGAGCUGUAAACAUCACCAAUGAUCACCUCAUAGAUGAUGUUAUUUCACUCAUAAGAGGUGGAACCAGAAAAUAUGCAUUUGAACUGAAAGAAAAGCUUCUCCGAGGAACCAUAAUUGAUGUCACUGAUUUUGUCAACUGGGCCUCUUCCAUAAAUGAUGCUCCUGUUCUCAUUAGUCAAAAACUGUCUCCUAUAUAUAAUCUGGUUCCAGUGAAAAUGAAAAAUGCACACCUAAAGAAACAAAACUUGGAAAGAGCCAUUGAAGACUAUAUCAAUGAAUUUAGUGUAAGAAAAUGCCACUCAUGCCAAAAUGGAGGUACAGCAAUUCUAAUGGAUGGAAAGUGUUUGUGUACCUGCCCAUUCAAAUUUGAGGGAAUUGCCUGUGAAAUCAGUAAACAAAAAGUUUCUGAAGGAUUGCCAGCCCUAGACUUCCCCCAUGAAAAAUAGAACUGUUGGCUUCUCUGAGCUCCAGUGGAAGAAAAGAACACUUGGACCUUCAGAUCCUAUCCCUGAAGAUAAUCUUAGCUGCCUAAUAAAUAGCAGCAUGCUUCAUGAAAAUCCUACCAACUUCUGAAGUCUCCUCUCUUAGGUCUAUAAUUAUUUUUAAAUUUUUCUUUCUUAAACUCCUAUGAUGUUUCCAUUUUUUAUUCCCUAAUGAGGAGUCAACAGUGAAAUAUGCCAGAACUGCUUUCUCCCACAGACAAUGCCAAUCUCUUCUUAAAAAAAACAAAAUUAAAUUAAAACAGAAUGUUGGUUUAAAACACUUCAAAGUAAUUGUCAAAUUGCUUUGUACGGUUAACAUAUUCUGCCAAGUCCAUGACCACACGUCUGUACCAUGCAAUUUAACUCUUAUUUACAUUGUUAUGUUUGGUUUGGUUAUUUGCUUAGGUGUGCAUACAUUCAUUCAGCAAAUGCUGAACACCAGCCACCUGCACAGCAGUUGCUUUUACUAGUCUUAACUCUACCAGUUAAAUCUAUGUGUCCAUGGGGGAAAAUGUGUUAUAUUUGUAACCAAAAACUACUAGUUUACCAAAGGCUGGAAGUGUAGUGGGGAAGGGAGAUAAAGAGGAGACGAUUAAUACAAAAAUCCAGUUAGAUGAAAGGAAUAAUAUAUACAGUGUUCAGCAACACAAUAGAGUGACUAUAAACUAUUAGCUUAAAUUAUGUGAAAUUGCCUCUGUUUGAUCUUAUUUUACAAGAAAAAAACAUCAAUUUUAUAUAGUCCAACUUAAUACCUAGGCUUAUGAGUUGUAUAAGGUAACGUUACCUACCUGAGAAGCGGAUUAACAUUGGCUGUACAGUCUUAUCCAUUAGAGAACAUGAUACUUAGGGUCUGAGACCUUUUGAAAAGGUCUGAAAACCCUUUAAAAAAAGGAAA